GAUGCUUUAUUGCGCUACUAAAGACGAUGUGGUAGGUGGUGGAAAGUGUGCAGAUAAGCUGAGGUCGUAUUCCGUCCACAUCCAGCUUGCCAUGCACUAAGAAAAUACGCUACAGAAAACGUCGUAUCUUUAUCCCGUGCGGUGUACGCAACAGCAGGUCAUGCUGCUCGCCUGGCGUUAUGCAGCAAGCUUCAUUUUCCCAUGCCUUUUCUUCCCGAAAGGUGUUGUUUUAAUGGCAGUGUGUUGGAGAAGGGCAGUGGUGCUGGUUGUAUUUGUGUUCCCUGUAACAUACGCAUACGUUCGAUACUCCCCUCUCCUUAAGGGUAUCUCUCCCUUCGCUCUGUCUUCGACCCCCGUUCUCUUCGCAAAGCAGUUUUCCGUGGAAAGUUAUGCAGAGCAGUAGUAGAUGGCCGUGAAGCUGGGCGCAAACCUCGUGUAAAUGUCCGCGUUUUUGUUUGGUGUCAUAUGUUAUUUUCACAGUGUGCAAGUGUGUGUGUGUGUGUUUCAAUAGCUAUUUGUGGAUGUGUUGGUGAAGCGGGCAGUAUUUUUGUGGGUUAAGGUGCUGUGUUGAAAAGCAAAAAUAAAAAUCUCCAUUCGUGUGAAGUACAAGAUUGGUGCCAAGAAGUGCAUAGUGUAAGCAAGAUAAAGGGAAUCGGCACUGUGAAAAUUUUAAGGCAAACAGGAAAGCCUACCGGUAAUAGCUAUUACACGACGGCAUCAGGAUGGAAAAGGCAUAUUGCUGAAGCGUGCAGGAGAGGCAGCUGUUGCAACGCGGGGCUGCUGCAGCACAACGUUAACGACUACCAACGGAACUGUUCCAGGUGGAAGAAACGUCAUCCAACGGUACUGUCUUAUUCGUUGGCCUCUUCCACAUACCCCGUGGCACCCGAAAACCUGAAGGACGGUUUGAGCACGAGCCCGAAGGACAAGGAAGCAUCGCAGUGAAUUUGUCCAAGGUCGAGUGUUUGCUAGCAAAGGUGUGAAAAUUAAGCCUUUCGACAGCGAAUUUACCGGAUUGAUGGUGUCCUGCAGCUUUAGAUUAAUCCAUAGUACCCCAAACACACAGUGCAUGCGAACGCGUUACGUUGUCUUUGUCGCCGUGUCGCCGAAGAAUGGCAGAACAAUGUACCGUCAGCAUUGAAGAUAGCAAGCAGCAACAAGAGCAACCCGCCACUUCCCAUGACGCUAGCCAUCCAGCCAGCCCUCUAAGCAGUAUCAAAUCGCCCUCGUGCGUUGGGGCAACAGCGGUCAACACUGCGACGACCAACGCAGACGACAAGAAGCAACGCACGCCGGUGGACGACGGUAGUAACGAUCGUAGUAACGAUGGGGCUAGUACACCAAGAACAACCUGCGAUCAUCGUUCCACUACUCCAAGCAGCGGUGUGACACCGCUGUCACUAGCUGGGGAUGACAACGAUGGCGUAAAGAAGCCUUAUUGGUUGUUUUCCUCCACCGAAGAACAUAGGACACAACAUCAACAGCAGCAGCAUCAUUUGUUACGCAUGGAUAGCAAUGGCAGCGAUGAUAUCGAUGGCAGUCUACGACAUGAGCCGGAUCGGCAGCAAUUGGAUUGUUCCAUCCUGCUGGAAACGCCUGCACUUGAGCGUGUGGAGAUCAGUGACGGUGCAGCAAGAAUGCCGAGCACCGAUACCAUCAGCGAUGGAAGGAUCGGUGCCAGUAAGUUGGCGACAAUCAGCGACAAAUUGGCAACGGUAAAACCAAAGCGCCUCAGCGACGAAUUCUUCUCGGCGGACGACGAUAACGACGACGAGGAAGAUGAAGACGACGAGGAGCGUGAAGAGGAGGAAACGAAAUCGAACGGAAGGAACGCACCCGAUCGGAAUACGAUGGUAGAUAGCGAGGCUCAGGCAAGUCUGAGUGAAAUAAAAAAUCUCAGCAUCACCUGCUGCGGGAAACGGAAACAAUCUGAUGAAGAUGAUGUACGCGAAGAAAGGAUUAACGAAAGUGUGUUGCGAAACGGUGGCCUGUCCAGCAUACAUCCUUCCGGUUCAAAGGAUGAGGAACUGCUGCCGGUGUCCCGCAAUGCUACAAAUCCAGUGGAGCCAAAGAUGUCGGUUUUUCGUGCAAUCGAAAACACCGUCGAUGCUCCGCUAGAACAUCAGCAGCAGCAGCAGCAGCACGCUGCAGUCGACGAUGACGAUGAAGAACUUCUACUGGACGAUGUGCAAUCGAUGGACGCGAUCGAACGGCGCGAUUUCGAACAGGAGGGUGGUUUUUUGAUAAGAAACAGAUCACUGAUAUCUGGCGAUAGACUGAAUUUAGAAUUUUUAAAUAACACGAAUCCCCGUCCUCCGUCGACCGAACGCACGCAACCAGAAAAACCACCAUCAUCGGAGAAUGGAUCAUCAGUUGGAGUCACCCCAGCAUUAUGUGCAUCCUCAAACACUGCAGCUGUCGAAGUUAUUCCAACGUCUUCUUCCUGCUCCUCCGCAUCGGCGUGCACAGCGGUGAACACAAGAACGGGCACGCAACAUACGACCACACCAACGAGCAGUAGAUAUCAGCACAAGCAUGAUCCUCACCAUCACCAUCACCAUCAUCACCACAACCAACACCAUCAACAUCCUCGAGAUGGUAAAACCGUUGGUAAAGCGGUUGUAAGCAGCACUGGUAGCGAUAGCUUUAGUAGUAGUUAUAAUAGGGAAACCGAGAACAAUAGUACAACCAAGUUCGCAGUUAAUAAGCUUACGAGGAACCUCUCCGCUAGUCUAGCUAAUUGCAACGAUAAAAAGCAUGAGCCGCAGGAUGCCGUUACCGGAUCUAGCACUACGUCACCCAUCGCGUCCUCAUUUGCCACCUCCUCCUCGUCUGCUUCUUCUUCCUCCUCCUCUUCAAACUAUUCACUGUGCUCUGCAUCUGCUGCUGGACCAGGAGCUGAAGAUGUUCCAACUCUAACUGCAGAUGCACCAAUCAGCAGAGAAUGUAAACCGGAGCUUGCCGAUGCCUUUUUAAAUGCAAAUUCAAACGAUAGCGUAUCAUCGGAUCGGUCACUCUUUGGCGUUCAUGCCACGGAAGAGGAAACUACAUUAACUGUGUCCGAUGUGCAAACAAAGGAGGAUACUCAUACGCAUCACGAUCCUUGCUCUACCACAUCCUCGACCGCAUCGUACUCGUCCUCUUCUUCGCCGACCCCUUCACAUACAACGACGGCACCGCACAACGACGACGUACCGAUGGUCAUUUGCUCCUCUUCGGUACUGCCCCCGACUGCAUCGCAUUCGGCCUCCUCAUCGGUUUCUUCUACUCACGAGGAAACCACCUCCGCGAAUAGUAAACAUUUGUGCGAUGGAGACUAUGAUGAAGAAGAUCAAGAAGCGAAGGUUACCGCAACGAAAGUAACAUUAGCGGAAAAAUCUUCAACGUCCGCGCCUUCUAGCUGUUCCGGACGAAGCACCAAGGAGGACUCUCUUGAUACGAACGGUAAACUAUCUUUCAGCUGUGCUUUUCCCAAGGAGGAUGGAAGAAUAUCAACUGCAGAUGGGAAUAAACAUUUGCUACCAUCAACUUCUUCCAAUGGAAAUGCGCAACAGGAAGAGCAAGAUGUCACAUCGAAAGCUCGUGGCAAUGGCACAGAGCAUCAGCCUCACCAGCACGCUCCACAUCACCAUCGGCGUCAGUUUCAUCAUCAUAAUCACCGAGCCGCUGGAGCAGGUAAUGGAACGAUCGCUGCUUCAUCCACAUCUUCCUCAUCUCGCGUAGUAACAGCGAAUGGGUCGGUACAAACUGGAGGAACUGUUGUUACAUCACGAGAGUCUAAUCCCGUGCCGGAGGUUGUGGUAGCUCCGUCCUUCCAUCAACAGCGCGAUGCCAGCACAAACACGUCCAAUUCUCCCGAAUCCAGCGAACCUGAGAUCGACGAAGAGGACUGGGCGGACUGCGAGGAAGGCACGGAUGAAGAGGUGUGUACCUGUCGAGAUUACACAGACGAGGACGGAUUUGCUAGUAGUGAGGACGAGUUGCCAUCGCGAGAUGUCGAUCUCUCCAGUUAUACGCAUCUAGACACAAUAUCGGACGAUCUGUUGCAUGAUGCACAAACACCUCGGCUUCAUCGGAAACGGAAGUUGACGGAAAAUCGAACAAUACUGUUCGGAGAUAGCAAUAGCCCAUCGACCGAAUCGUUGAACUACAGUAGCCGCAAGCGCCUAGCACUCGAUGGAUCGACCAUUACAGCAACCGGAUCGUCUAGUGCUACAGCUAAUGGUGGUGGGUCACCGGGAUCAGCAACAUCAGCAACAGCAAACGCAACGGCAGCAUCGACUGGUGUAACUCCUUUGUCCAAUGGCGGUGUAUCCACAACACCGCGAUCGUCCCUUCGAAGCCCAAUGAACAUUAUAACAACACCAACAUCAUCCACAUUGGGAGAGCGUAAAACACCAAGAACCAUUAUACCGACCAAAGAUAAUCCUCCUCCUGAGCUAAAUGAAUGGUUGAUGCAGUUCCAGAGAUGGACCCACGUUGAGCGAUUGUUAGCUGUGGAUCGUUUGAUCGAACAUUGCGAACCGACACAGGUGCGCCACAUGAUGAAGGUUAUCGAGCCGCAGUUCCAACGAGACUUCAUCUCGCUUCUGCCAAAGGAGUUAGCGCUACAGGUACUGUCCUAUCUGGAGCCGAAGGAUCUCCUGCGGGCUGCCCAAACUUGUCGGAGUUGGCGCUUCCUGGCAGAUGACAACCUGCUGUGGAAGGAAAAGUGUAAAGAAAGCGGCAUUGGUAUCGAACCAUCAACCGAUCGUCCAAAGCGAGGUCGCACCGGUAAUAUGCCACCGAUAUCAUCGCCCUGGAAAGCGGCCUACAUGCGCCAGCACAUCAUCGAAAUGAAUUGGCGCUCGCGACCAAUCCGAACGGCGAAGGUGCUGAAGGGUCAUGACGAUCAUGUCAUCACGUGCCUUCAAUUUUGCGGCAAUCGUAUCGUGUCCGGAUCCGACGACAAUACGCUCAAAGUUUGGUCCGCCAUCACAGGGAAGUGCCUUCGAACGCUUACUGGUCAUACGGGAGGUGUGUGGUCAUCACAAAUGUCGGGCAACAUCAUUAUCUCCGGCAGUACUGAUCGCACGUUACGCGUCUGGAAGGCCGAUAGCGGACAAUGCAUGCACAUACUUCAUGGUCACACCUCGACUGUCCGCUGUAUGCACCUACAUGGCAACAAAGUCGUCAGUGGUUCGAGAGAUGCAACAUUGCGUGUCUGGGAUGUUAAUUUGGGUACAUGUUUACACAUGCUGGUAGGUCAUCUGGCUGCUGUGCGUUGUGUUCAGUAUGACGGCAAGCUGAUCGUUUCCGGUGCCUACGACUACAUGGUGAAAGUAUGGAACCCAGAGCGUCAGGAGUGUCUGCACACGUUGCAGGGACACACAAACCGUGUGUACUCGCUGCAGUUUGACGGUAUUCAUGUUGUUUCCGGAUCGUUGGACACCUCGAUACGCGUAUGGGAUGCUGAAACUGGCUCCUGCAAACACGCUCUAAUGGGACACCAGAGCCUCACAUCGGGAAUGGAGUUGCGACAGAACAUUCUUGUGUCCGGUAAUGCCGAUUCCACUGUGAAAGUUUGGGACAUCAUUACCGGUCAAUGUCUGCAGACCCUUUCAGGACCCAACAAGCAUCAAUCGGCUGUCACGUGUCUGCAGUUCAAUUCCCGAUUCGUCAUUACCAGUUCCGACGAUGGUACCGUAAAGCUGUGGGAUGUAAAGACUGGUGAAUUUAUCCGCAAUCUAGUGGCACUAGAAUCGGGCGGUUCCGGUGGAGUUGUUUGGCGUAUUCGUGCGAACGAUACAAAACUUAUCUGUGCCGUUGGGUCACGCAAUGGUACAGAGGAAACCAAACUCAUGGUACUCGAUUUCGACGUGGAAGGUGCCUGUUUGAAAUGCUCAUAAUUUUAAGAUGACUUCUACUCUACACCGCUACCACUCAGCUGCUGUUUCUGCCGCUAACUGCUUAGCUCAUGUUUAAGACAGUUGCACACUGUCCCCUUUGCAAAACUGUACUCACUCACACACACCACAUCCCGUAAAGCAACCCUCGAUACCAUGCCGUAGGAUAACAUAUUUAAGAACACACACAGCACAGAAAUCGUCCUUCAUUUCAAGCCUUCUGUUUUGCCAUUUCCAGUUCGCCAAUAAUGGCUUUCAAUAACUUUCGAGAGGUUAAUCAAUAAUUUGAUAAUGAGGAAAUAAGAUGAAAGUCAGAAUCCGGAGCAAAUAAAUAGUAUAAAAAUUGUGGAUAUAUGCAGGAAUCAUGGCACUGCAACGAUACCGAAGAACGUGUGCUCUAAUUGUACACAUCAAUUUCUGAGCACAAAAUGGAUAUGUUUUCUUCCAAAAUACAGUGAUGUGUUUCAGUGCCGGAUCGAUAAGAAAGGUAUAAUAUUGUAACAUCGUUCUACUUGCAAGUCAUUAAAGCAAUAUGUUCAUUUACCAUCCGUACUAUUCACUUUAGGAACAACCAAGUUUCAAACGACGCGGUGAAUUUAUUAAUCUUGAUAAUUGUUUUAAUCUCUAUUAAACAUAUGCACCAUUCAACCGGGUUGGUGUUUGUUUUGUUGGAUUGUGGGUCUUGUUAAACUUUGCAAAACAAGGUCGUUGGUUUAUGAGUAUUCCUGUUUAUACGAUCUGUUUUACGUUUAUAUUCUAUUUGUUUCCUUAACCCUCGUGUUUUUUGUCAACUGUUAAUGUUUUGUUUCAAUGUAGAACGGCAAAUGUUUGUCGUUAUUAUUGUCUUCCCCUAUAUGGUUGUCUCUACGGUGAACAUAAUUGCUUUAUAUGAAGGAAUAAGUAAGUCAUUCUCCGUCGAACGAAGUUACAAUAUGUCUCUUAUGCUUUCCAUCCGUUAGUUGCUGAAUAUAUUCUACAGUUUUGAAACUAUUUAUCGCGAACACAUGAUCUUAACGCGUGUCUUUAUAGCGGAAACAUUUGGAACUGUAUAAAUUUUCCACACUGAACAACCGGAACAGUCAGCGGUGGAUCGCAACAUACAAAGAGAUAUACAAAGGGUUGCAAAAGAAUGGGAAACAGAUAACACUCAUGAUAGUAAACAACAACAAUUCGUGGAUAAUGCUUUAUUUUUAUGUAACGUUAGUUUGUAGUGUAGUCAACAACAAAAAAACGGGAAAAAUACCCGAGACGAUCGUGUCUAUGGAAGGCAAUAUAAUAAUAGAGGAUUUGAUCGGGAGUGAGUUAUUAGGAAAAGAUUGAAAUAGCAAACAAAUGCUGCUAAAAAUUCGUACACACAAAUAUACCAGCCGCCAUCCCAAUUAAGGAACUGCGGAAUAAACAGAAACAUUAAUUCUAGUGCGUAAGGACACGUGGUCAGAUAACGAUAUAGUAUAACCGAUAAAAAAGAAAUAACACGUCCCGUACACCAAUCGACAAGGAGAAUAAAAAAGUAAAAAAAGAGAGAGAGAAUGAUACAAAAAAGAAAUAGGAAGGGAUUUAGCAAGUAACAACCUGAAGUGAAAAUGUAAACUUCUUGGCUCCAUUUACGUGUUCUCUCUCAACCGACAGGACUGCCAGGACGAUAUAGAACUUUUUUUUCUAAAUGUUAUUCCACUGUUUGUUCCAUUAUCUAUUAUUUGGUUAUCGUAAUUCAAAGUUUUCUUUCCCUUUACCGUCGUUUCUAUUACAGUGUGUUUCUAUUUAAUGAAACGAUGUUUAAUGUACAAUUUUAGUUAAUCUGAACGUUCGGUCUUUCUUUCUAUUAUGUUUGUUCGUAUUUGUAGUAAUAACGGUAAUUUGCUACUUUCCAUGUUUUGUUUUCUGUUCUAUUAGUAGAGGAAGAGGUAUCUAUUACGAAGGUGUGAAUGUGCUUUAGUUAUCGUAGCUAAAAACCGAAACACGUAUUCCAAGCAAAACUCAGAACGAUAAAGAAAUUCAAUAACACAACACAAGAAGCCCUUAGUGAAAAAUGUAAA
Molecule: messenger RNA, 7921 nt
Organism: Anopheles funestus (African malaria mosquito)
Lineage: Eukaryota; Metazoa; Arthropoda; Insecta; Diptera; Culicidae
Gene: ago
Product: F-box/WD repeat-containing protein 7
Exons: 11
Coding region: 1113-5888 (1591 amino acids)
Biological process (GO): proteasome-mediated ubiquitin-dependent protein catabolic process; ubiquitin recycling
Cellular component (GO): nucleus; cytoplasm
Molecular function (GO): ubiquitin binding
Source: RefSeq, a predicted model, not a curated record